This is a messenger RNA of Caenorhabditis sp. 36 PRJEB53466, 1534 nucleotides long. The record is from the annotation of a GenBank genome assembly. NCBI's taxonomy places the organism in Eukaryota, Metazoa, Nematoda, Chromadorea, Rhabditida, Rhabditidae.
AUGGCGCCGAAAGGAGGAAAGUGAGUUUUCCGAAGUGGUUCUGGGAAAUGCGGAAUAUUGAAGAGACCAUAAGGCGACGAAAAGAAAGGCAAGAAAGAAGCAGGACGACACGAUCGCCGAGGAUGAGGUGGAUACGAAGAACACGAGGAAGAAGAGCAAGGAGCCGACGACGAAGGAGAAGCGGAAUAAAUCGAAGGAGGCGAACAAGAAGGCGUCGGCUGAGACAGGAGCGGAAGUGGAGAAAGAAAAGGAGAAGGAGAAGGAAAAGGAGAAGGAAAAGGAAAAGGAGAAGGAGAAGUUCGUUGGCGCCAUCAUGUUCUUCUGCAAACAAAUUAUCGAAAUAAGUGAGCGAGGAAUGAAAACUUAUCUGACUCUAUUCACUUUUAGAUGAACCUAGCCUGAACGCGUACUUUGACAAAAAUCUCACUUCGUAUAGAAAUCUAACGGCGACGACGGUUGAAUGGGGGAAGAACCCGUCGAAAAAUCGAUCGAACGGUGCCGAGAUGUUCGAUCACUCGCGUGUUCAGGUCGUCGAGGCUGGUUCCGGAGAGAAAGAGCCGAGCCCGCCGCGGCCGUUCUACAUCAACGCGAGUCGUGUCAAGUUCGAGCAGUGUCCAGAUUUACACUUCAUCAUGACCCAGUACCCACUCCCGGACACUGUCUACGAUUUUUGGAAGAUGGUGUUUUUCGAAAAAGCGGAUCGUGUUAUCGCGAUCUUCGAGCCGUACGUCGACGAAGCGAUCGAGGAGUUCAACAAGAUGCCGGAAGCACUACCGACGCCGCCGACUCCAUCUCCGGCCACGCCCUCCACGACGACGACUUCCAGCAGCGGAACACCGACGACGCCCGCAGAAUCGCCUGCUGAGCCGAGCAAGUCGGUGCAGCAGAGCAUCAUGAGCAACUCGAUCCGCACCGAGCUCCUCAUGAACAAGUCCUUCUUUCCGCUCUUCCCGGAGCACUUUAUCAACAUCAGGGGAUUUCUGAUCAACACUAAAAGAGUGAUAACGGACGACCGGAACAAGAACUGGCUGGCCACUUAUCUCGUCGAGACGGUCGCCUUCAGUUUCAGCAAUGCCGUCGUUGCGAACGUCUACAACUGCAGCACGUGGCCGGUGAACAGAACGCCGAACGACGAGAAGAAGUUGCUCGCUCUGUGCCGUGCUCCGUUCAAGGUUCGCUUGCACAUUUGUGUAUUCUUUUUAUAUAAAUUGCCCCUAUUCAGGAUUACAUCGGCGAGAAUGGCCCAAUCGUCGUCAUGUGUGAUCGGGGAGUUGACCGAUCUGCGACCGUCGUCCUCACCAUGGUAUUCAUUGAUGCGGUGAUAGCUGGAAAACAGGUCAAGUGCGACGAAAUCUUCAAGAAGUUGAGAGAUCAGCGGGCCGGAGCCUGCUCGCAAGCCAUUUACUUCUCGUACGCCGUCAGAGCCGCCCUCUAUUACUUCAAGAUCAAACUAAAAACAAUGGGAAGUACUGGUAGUGAAGAAGUCUUCAAAAGAAUCGAGGAUGCUCUUCAGAAAGUGCCGGCAAGAAAAUGA